Messenger RNA from Phanerochaete carnosa HHB-10118-sp, 1910 nucleotides. RefSeq lists its product as uncharacterized. The transcript has a single exon. The record is from RefSeq and is a predicted model, not a curated record. Bases 835 to 1605 code for a protein of 256 amino acids. Lineage: Eukaryota; Fungi; Basidiomycota; Agaricomycetes; Polyporales; Phanerochaetaceae.
UCCACCGUUCGCCCGCAUACCCGUACUCAGAUCGAUAUUCUCACUUUCCCCAGGCUCCUUUGUGUCUGCCCCCUCGCUUCAGAAGAUGUCGCGCGCUAUAGGAGCCCGGUUACCGCCUGAAACACAGUUAUUCGUCCCAGAUCACCUCUUUAGACCCUGAUGAUUCUUACUAUUUUUCCCAAGAUAAACGUCGCCGAUUUAAACACGGGCUCACUGCGCCUAGCCUCGUGUGCAAGUACUGGGCGGAAUAAAUCAGACUUAUCCCCUUCCGAGUACCCGAAUUGCGCAGUGCCGAAGAUGUACGGUUAUUGAAGAACAUCGUCUACAGCCCCCGGUUUAGGGACUCGUCUCUGUCUAAGGCCAUCGAACAGAUACAUAUCCAUCAAGAAGCUACGGAGGCGAAGCCCUGGUUUCACCAUGUUCAUGGACUUUCAACCUGACUUCGGGAGACAGAAUUCAAGUGUACUGCCGUGAGCCGCACGAGCGAUCGUCCAUCAAUGGUCGGCCGUUGGAUCCCAUUUGAUUCGAUACCGAGCGUCACCCCAUCCUAUGUCCGACUUUCUACCCUCACCCUAAAAGGGCUAGUGUUCGCGAGCACGACCGAGCUCACACGGCUCGUCGAUAAUCUCCCCGCUCUCAAUGACUGCGUCUGCAACCAACUCGCCUUCCUUGACCUGUCGCCGGUUGUCCAGCCACGCAGAUCUCGACGACGCGCUUCAUUGACCUCUCCCGGUGCAAGGUGUUGUGAUGUAAUAAUAUGGCUGUUUCCACCCCAGCAGUGCUAGCUGCUGACAUUCUUACGGCUGCUCGCCGCAUGGGUCUUAACGACCGCACAUGGGAUGCAGCCCUUCAGGCGCUGCUUGCGUUAGUGCCAAACGCACCUGGAAGCGUGGUCGUGUAUCUUGGGUGAUCAGAACGGUAGCACGUUUGGUACGUCUCUUAACUUGUGCAAAUAAUGCAAAGCUCACUAUCUAUUCCUCAUCAGACAAGGCGACGAUCAAAUACUGCUCAUUUGAUCAAUGUGACUCUCUGGGCGAUCAUGUCUGUGCUGAUGUUAAGGUUUGGCGACUAAGUGUGGGCGCGGGACUCCCGCUCACAGCUGUCGAGAGCAUCACGCUGCAGCUCUCAUUCGCGGAUAUCAAAGCUGUGAACACCCUUACUUGGAACGCUUUGCGAGCCGUCGUUGAUUCCCCGCACAUGCACUUCCUUCGUAUCAAUCACUUCCUACCGCACGGCGCCGCCUUCAAGGUCACGAAGAGGAUCCUGUGCUCUGUGUUGCGCCGCACGCAGCUGACCUGGGCUCUUGACUCAGGUAAACUGCAGUUCUGGAGCUUUUAUUCUGAUUCCGUCACAAGCGCAGACAUCUUAUCCGUACCGACGGCGCACACCAUCAGCGGCACCACAACCACCCUCGACAUCACCGAACAAGCCGAGUGGUUGCUGAGCCUAGCAAACCCUUACUCAGUUGGCACUACAAGAGAGAAAUAUUUACGACAGCUCAUAGUCGUUCGGGCGGGCAGCUCAGGAACUGCGCCACCCGCCGUAGAUGGCACUCAGCACACGGCGGUGGAGCAGGCCCAGGAGGUCGAUAUGCAGGGGGAGUAGACGGCAGAGAUGAAGACGACCUGGAAACCGAGCGCUAGCAAGGCGUACUAUCGGACGGGCGAACAUGUUUUGGGACAGGCUGAGUCGUGCGAAAGAGUGCCCCUUGCAGGAAGCUGACACUUGCUCGGACAUUGCGUAUGGUCCCCAGUUUCGACUCUUCAAGUUUCUAGUUUCUCGAAGGGCAGCCAUGCAUUCCUUGCAAUUUUUUUUUAAAAUCUCACCUUACCAUCUAUUACCUCAUUGCUCGCCUCCCUGUGUUCUUCGACUGUUUUACAGAAGCAAAGUAAUAAAUAGAACGAGACAAU